Molecule: messenger RNA, 2154 nt
Organism: Lycium ferocissimum
Lineage: Eukaryota; Viridiplantae; Streptophyta; Magnoliopsida; Solanales; Solanaceae
Product: transcription factor bHLH90
Exons: 8
Coding region: 373-1824 (483 amino acids)
Biological process (GO): regulation of DNA-templated transcription
Cellular component (GO): nucleus
Molecular function (GO): DNA-binding transcription factor activity; transcription cis-regulatory region binding; protein dimerization activity
Source: RefSeq, a predicted model, not a curated record
UUUGAUAUAUGUUAAAAAGGGGGAAAAAAACUGUUUUCACUUCAAAAUAUUCUAAAAAUCACAAUGCAACUGAUUCUGGCAAAGUGGAAUUCCUUUUAUCAGCAUAGCAGGUUUGUCUUCUCUACAGUCUUCAGUCAACAUUUACCCAAACGUACUAUUGUGUAGGUUACAGAAGCCACUGACAAAGAUUAUGUGCUGAUUAUUGGAUACCCCCUUCUCACAAAAUUAGUUACAACUGUCGUUUGGCUAAAAAAAAAUAAAAAACACACAGCCACUAUAAGAGAAACCAUUCUGGGCUAAGCUUACUACCUUGUUUUAAUAUUCAAAGUUCAAGAAUUGGGAAUAAAAGAAAAUACCAAGUUACUAUUAGUCAUGGAAAGAGCAUUGGAAUGGUUAAGGCCACUUGUUGAUUCCAAGAAUUGGGAAUAUUGUGUUGUUUGGAAGUUGGGUGAUGACCCUUCAAGGUUUAUAGAAUGGAUGGGAUGUUGCUGUUGUGGAGCUAAUGGAGUUGAUUUCAAUGUGAAGAAAGAAAAUGGUGGAAAGCAGAAAUUUACUACUCUGUGUAAAGAUAGCCAAAAGCAGCACCCUAUUAGAACAAAGGCUUGUGAGGCUUUGGCUCAUUUUCCUCUUUCUAUUUCCCUUUAUGCAGGGAUUCAGGGAGAGGUUGUAACAUCAAAUGAACCAAAAUGGAUUAAUCAUGCUGAGAUUUCCAAUUCAAAUUUGUCACAUUACCCUUGGCAGGAACUAAAGGGUACCUUGGCGUUGAUCCCAGUUGCUGGUGGACUGGUUGAGCUGUACAAUUCAAAACUGAUAUAUAAAGAUCAAAAGACGAUUGAUUUCGUUAUCAAUCGCUUCAAACUUGGUUCAGGAGAAGCCAAUAGUUCCACUGCAACGAAAGAAGAUCAAGCUCAUGAUUCCUUUCCCUAUGAGAAAUUGAACUUUUGUGCUCCUCCCCUGCAAUAUACUACAAGUUUUCCUUCAAGUGCACCUCAUAUUUCUCAAGUAUCUGAAUUUAGUCCUAAUCCUAGCAUUCAAGGAUCAUCCACUGGUUCCAUUCCUUCAAAUGAACUUACCUUGUGUCAUUCACCUUCUGACCAUUUAUCGAGAAAUGUACCUUUAAGCCAAUCUAUUGAAGGUUAUUUUGAGCACACAGAGCUUCAGUGCAGUGGAAACUUGUCAAGAAUGGAAGGCACUGGUUGGAAGCAAGAAAACUAUAUGAUUGCAGGAGAUAUCUUCGCAGUGGGCAAGAAAAGACAGAAAGGACCUUAUCAGUCGAAGAAUCUUGUCACGGAGAGAAAACGAAGGAACAGAAUUAAAGAUGGUCUUUUUUCUCUUCGAGCUCUAGUUCCCAACAUCUCUAAGAUGGACAAAGUUGCAAUACUUGGAGAUGCAAUCGACUAUAUAAAUGAAUUGCAAGAAAAAGUGAAGUUAUAUGAGGCUGAACCCAAUGAAAUAGAAGCAGAAAUUACCAGCAAUGGAACUACUGAAGUGGUUCUAUCGGACAUGAGUGAAAUGUCAAAAGUUACUGGACCAACAAAUGAGAAAAAACAAAUUUCAAUUAAUACAACUGAAAGGGCAAGAAUUGAGGUAGAAAUGAACCAAAUUGGUGCAAGAGAGUUUCUGUUGAAGGUCUCUGGAUCACAUAAACCAGGAGGAUUUACUCAGUUGAUGGAGGCUAUGAAUUACUUAGGACUUGAUGUAGUAAAUGUGAGUUUUACCACUUCCGGAGGAGAGAUCUUGUGCAUUUUCGUAGCAGAGGCAAAUGUGGACGGAGUUCUUGAUGCUCAGAAGGUGAGAUCCUCACUAAUUGAACUGACAAGUUGAACAUAUAUAUGUUUUGUUGAGCCAUAUAUAAACUGCUUAGUAUGUCAAUCAUUUGAAUUAUUAUAGCUACUUAGCUUGUGGAGAUCAAUCAUUUGACUAUGUAUAAAGAUAGAGGAUGAUCUCAACUUGUGAACUAAUGUGAAUUGGAUUUUAAGAGUCUUCAGGUAUGCAAACAUGUGAACACAUUUUGAUAUUGGAAGAAAAAAUCUCGCGUUUAUAUAAAUGAAAUGAAUAUGUAAUAUGUGUUUUCACAUAGUUAUAUUAAUGCAUAUUUUCAUCUAAAUUUCGCACUUAACCACCAUUAUUAAUAUAUUUUAGCAUAAACACAUC